AUGGAGGCCAUGCUCCAGCAGUCCCGCGCUAUGUGCCCUUUUCUCAAGCGCACCUCACCCACGACUCUGCGCACUCUAUCAACGGCAACUCGUCCUAGCACCGGCGGUGGUACUAUGUCCAAUCUCCAGGUCCUUGCCCGCCGCUGCCCGGUCAUGAGCAAGGCUCUUGCCGUGCAGAGUGCCCGCAUGAGCGGUACCAAGCGCUUCACCUCUUGUGCCGCUGGCGUUGCAGGUAUUAAGCCUUUCCGCCCCGCUCCCGGCAAGCGGAUGUUGCACACGACCGGGGGUCAUCCCGCCAGUGUUGCUCCCGGGACCUAUGAGAAGAACGAGCAAGUCCACCCCAACAUGGCUUCUCCGCUCCGCUCUUCUUCCACCACCGAAGCCGCUCUCCACGGUCCUCGCCCCGACGCCCCGAUCAACUCCCGGUUCAACUACAAUGCGUUCUAUGACGGCGAAUUAGAGAAGAAGCACAAGGACAAGUCUUACCGUUACUUCAACAACAUCAACCGACUGGCUAAGGAGUUCCCUCGAGCUCACACGGGUUCCGCCGAAGAGCGUGUGACCGUCUGGUGUUCCAAUGACUAUCUCGGCAUGGGUCGUAACCCGCAGGUCUUGGAGACUAUGCACCGCACUUUGGAUACUUAUGGUGCAGGUGCGGGCGGUACCCGCAACAUUUCUGGUCACAACAAGCACGCCGUCGCUUUGGAGGACACCCUGGCUAAGCUGCACGGCAAGGAAGGUGCAUUGGUCUUCAGCUCGUGCUUCGUUGCCAAUGAUGCCACAUUGGCUACUCUUGGUAGCAAGCUCCCGGACUGUGUGAUCCUAUCCGACAGUCUCAAUCAUGCCUCUAUGAUCCAGGGUAUUCGCCACUCUGGGGCGAAGAAGAUGGUCUUCAAGCAUAAUGACCUUCAGGACCUAGAAGCCAAACUUGCUUCUCUGCCCCUCCAUGUUCCCAAGAUUAUCGCAUUCGAAUCUGUGUACAGCAUGUGUGGAUCUAUUGCGCCCAUUGAGGCGAUCUGUGAUCUCGCUGAUAAGUACGGUGCUAUUACCUUUUUGGACGAAGUUCAUGCCGUCGGCAUGUACGGUCCCCAUGGAGCUGGUGUCGCCGAGCACCUCGACUAUGAUGUCUAUGCUUCGCAAGACACAUCUGCUCCUCAAAGCACCAAGGGCACCGUCAUGGACCGCGUGGAUAUCAUUACUGGUACUCUGGGCAAAGCCUAUGGCUGCGUUGGUGGAUACAUCGCUGCAUCCGCAAACAUGGUAGACACCAUCCGCUCUUUAGCCCCUGGUUUUAUUUUUACUACAUCUCUACCUCCUGCCACAAUGGCAGGUGCUGAUGCUGCUAUCCAGUACCAAUCUCAGCAGCCGCGCGACAGAGUUCUUCAGCAGCUGCACACGCGUGCAGUCAAGUCUGCCCUGAAGGAACUUGACAUCCCCGUCAUUCCAAAUCCUUCGCAUAUCGUCCCUCUCCUCGUGGGCGAUGCCGAGCUCGCAAAGCGGGCCUCCGAUAAACUCCUUGAGGAGCACGGUAUCUAUGUCCAGGCUAUCAACUAUCCCACCGUCCCUCGUGGAGAGGAGCGCCUGCGUAUUACUCCAACCCCUGGUCAUACCAAGCCUUUGCGCGACCAUUUGGUCCAGGCAGUGCAGGCUGUCUGGAAUGAUUUGGGUAUCAAGCGCGCCAGCGACUGGCAGAGCCUUGGUGGCUUUGUUGGUGUUGGUGUUGAAGGCGCUGAGGAUGCUAAUAAGCCCAUCUGGGAACAUUCUCAGCUUGGAGUGGAUGACACUGAACCCCUCGAGACGAUUAUCGCUCGCGAGCUCGGCGCUGAGGCCGUUGAAAAAGCGACUGUCCCCCCGAUGAAGACCUCUACUCCUCUGGGCGCCAGUGCACAUUCCGCGAUUGGUUCCGCACCUGUGGGUGUGGCCGCCUAA
Messenger RNA from Penicillium macrosclerotiorum, 1929 nucleotides. RefSeq names its product 5-aminolevulinic acid synthase HemA (gene hemA). The coding region runs from base 1 to 1929 and encodes 642 amino acids. Lineage: Eukaryota; Fungi; Ascomycota; Eurotiomycetes; Eurotiales; Aspergillaceae. The record is from RefSeq and is a predicted model, not a curated record. Gene Ontology annotation, biological process: heme biosynthetic process. Gene Ontology annotation, cellular component: mitochondrion. Gene Ontology annotation, molecular function: 5-aminolevulinate synthase activity; pyridoxal phosphate binding. The transcript has 2 exons.